AUGCGAGAAUCAUCGCAAUCCCCAUCUUCCGGGCUUAGCCGGCACGACACCGCCGUCGCUCGGAUCUCAUCACAGGUAGCACAAUUCCAUCGCACCAAUACGCCCUUUCGGAUCUUCCAUGGCAGCACCAAUGCGACGAGGCCCAGUACCAGGACGCUCGCCGGCACGGUCGAUAUCUCGGAUCUGAACCAUGUCAUCUCCAUUAACGCGGAGAAGCGGACAUGUCUGGUCGAGUCGAACGUGCCCAUGGAUCUCCUGGUCGCCAGCACCUUGCCCCUGGGAUUGGUGUGUCCUGUAGUGCCUGAGUUUCCGGGCAUCACGGUCGGGGGCGGGCAUGCCGGCACAGCGGGUGAGAGCUCGAGCUUCCGGUAUGGAUUUUUAGACCGCUGCGUGAAUUGGUUGGAGAUCGUGUUGGCCGACGGCGAGGUGGUGAUUGCUUCGGAUGAGAAUGGGACGAAAGAUCUCUUCCGUGGCUCAGCGGGCACUUUUGGGACGCUGGGCGUGGCGACCUUGUUCGAGAUCAGGCUCAUCCCUGCGAAGUCGCAUGUCGAGUUGACUUAUCUCUCGGUCAACAGUAUUGAGGACGCUCAGAAAGAACUGGCACAGCAGGCAGAGGACGCCAGCGUCGAGUUUCUGGAUGGCAUUAUGUUCGCUCCAGACAAGGGUGUCAUCAUGGCUGGGCGGUUCGCAGAGCCAGGCCAGGAGAAGAAGGAUGGCAAAGGAGAGCAUGAUCUUCCGAUAGUGACCUUCACAAAGCCAUGGGACGAGUGGUUCUACCUACAUGCCGAAGCACAAAUCCAGGGCACGGGCAUUCCGAGAAAGAAUCUGAUCCCCGUAACGGACUAUCUGUUCCGCUACGACCGCGGCGCCUUCUGGACAGGCAAAUGGGCGUUCGAAUACUUCUACACCCCGUUCACGCGGUUCAUGCGCUACGCCUUCGACAACUGCUUCCAUACACGCGCCAUGUACCACGCGCUGCACCGCUCAGGGCUGAUGCAGCGAUUCAUCGUGCAGGACAUGGCGCUUCCCAAUCGCAACGUUCCCGAAUUCUCGCGCUGGCUCGACACCGAAUUGCCCACCAUCUACCCUCGCUGGCUGUGCCCGCUGAAGCUGGACGAGAGCGUAAGCAUGAGUCCGCAUAACGCGCCUGCCGCACGCACACAGGGCGACAGACUCCUCAACAUCGGCGUCUGGGGCCCCACCCCACGCCAGCACACGCAGAUCGGCUUGAACCGCCGGAUCGAGGCGAAGCUCAGCUCGCUGCAGGGCAUGAAGUGGCUGUACGCGCAGACCUUCUACACCGAGGACGAGUUCUGGAAUAUCUACGAUCGGAAGGCGUACGACGCCCUGCGGAAGAAAUACAACGCCGAAGGCUUGCCUUCCGUCUACGAAAAGGUGAGGACGAAGGUCGACCAGGAAGACCUGCCGCUUGGUAAUAAUGGUGACGGUACGAAACUCGGUAUUGAAAAGGGCUUCUGGAGCAUUUGGCCUUUCGCGGGCCUUUAUGGCGUCCUGAGUCUUUAUACUGGCGGCAAGGAUUAUUUGAGGAAGACGUGA
This is a messenger RNA of Exophiala aquamarina CBS 119918, 1557 nucleotides long. RefSeq lists its product as uncharacterized. The transcript has a single exon. Lineage: Eukaryota; Fungi; Ascomycota; Eurotiomycetes; Chaetothyriales; Herpotrichiellaceae. Gene Ontology annotation, molecular function: FAD binding; Delta24(24-1) sterol reductase activity. Gene Ontology annotation, biological process: steroid metabolic process. The record is from RefSeq and is a predicted model, not a curated record. Bases 1 to 1557 code for a protein of 518 amino acids. Gene Ontology annotation, cellular component: membrane; cytoplasm.